Molecule: messenger RNA, 1146 nt
Organism: Arabis nemorensis
Lineage: Eukaryota; Viridiplantae; Streptophyta; Magnoliopsida; Brassicales; Brassicaceae
Source: the annotation of a GenBank genome assembly
AUGUUUAAAGAGGAGAUCAGUUCAUGUGUCAAUCCUUCUGAUGGUGUUAUGGCAGAAUCUGAUAAGGAAGAGGAGCUUGAUGUAACAAAAGCAAAGGUGGAGAAAGUCAGAGAAGAAAACUUGAAGUUAAAGCUCUUACUGUCUACGAUUCUUACUGAUUACAACUCUCUUCAAAUGCAUGUCUCCAAAGUUCUCCAACAACAACGUGGAGCUUCUGUGGAGCUAGACAUUAAUCGUCACGACGAUUUCGGUGUAGAUAUAUCUCUUAGGCUUGGAAGACCAGAGCUGAAAAUAUACCAAAAAGACGAAGUGCCAAAGAAGACGAGUUUGGAAAAGAUUUCUGAACGUAACAAGGAAGGGUCAGAGAAGAAAAGAUCUGCAUUCGGUUUAGAUUUUCGGAUUCAAAGUUUCAAAGAUCGACCGAAUAUUGACGAAACCAUGAAGUUAGAUUAUAUAUCUAGAGGUGUUAAGGAAGCAAAUGCGGUGAAUAAAUGUGUAUCUUCGAGGAAAGAUGUCAAAACGGCUAGAAAUGAAAACCAACAAGAGGUUUUGGAGACGCAUGAGCAACCAAGUUUAAAGAAAACUAGAGUUUGUGUUAAAGCUACAUGUGAAGACCCAUUAAUAAACGAUGGUUGCCAAUGGAGGAAAUACGGUCAAAAGACUGCAAAAACGAAUCCUCUUCCACGAGCCUAUUACCGUUGCUCCAUGUCAACAAAUUGUCCCGUCAGAAAACAGGUCCAAAGAUGCGGAGAAGAUGAGAACUCUGAUUAUAUGACGACGUACGAAGGAAAUCACGACCAUCCUCUUCCCAUGGAAGCAACUCACAUGGCUGCCGGAACUUCUGCUGCGGCCUCCUUAUUACAAUCUGGCUCCUCUUCCUCCGCGAGUCUAAACAAUUUCUUUCCUUUUCACCACUUCUCGGUCUCAACCACUAACUCCCACCCCACAGUAACACUUGACCUCACAAGACCAAACUAUCUUAAUCAAUUACAAAACUAUCCACUUUCUUCUUCUUCGUCUCUCAGCUUCUCCUCCCCUGAUCGUCCAUCUCCGUCAAACAGUCACACAUUGAGCUUCAAUGGCUUGAGAUCACAAGCUCCCUUGAAUACAUAUUCACAUCAAACCAGACUCUCUGGACAACAGUGA